Messenger RNA from Ochotona curzoniae (black-lipped pika), 744 nucleotides. It is a transcript of the gene NDP, whose product is annotated as norrin cystine knot growth factor NDP. Lineage: Eukaryota; Metazoa; Chordata; Mammalia; Lagomorpha; Ochotonidae. The coding region runs from base 343 to 744 and encodes 133 amino acids. The record is from RefSeq and is a predicted model, not a curated record. Gene Ontology annotation, biological process: Wnt signaling pathway. The transcript is spliced from 3 exons.
AAACAACAGUCCUAACUUUUGUGUGUUGCAAAUAUAAAAGGCAAGCCAUGUGACAGAGGGACAGAAGAACAAAAGCAUUUGGAAGUAACAGGACCUCUUUCUAGCUCUCAGAAAAGUCUGAGAAGAAAGGAGCCCUCCUUUCUCCCAAGCUGUGCAGCAGAUACUUCCAAGAUGGGUUGCAACUGCAGAGAAUAAGACACAACUGCGGCCUCCAAAGGACCAUGACAACCAGAAAGCUUCAGCCAGAUCCUGCUCUUUCCCUGAGAGGAUCUGGAGCCUAGGUUAAACCAUUUCCGAUAUUUUGUCCUCUGCCUCCCUCUACUGUUCUUCAGGAGAACAACAAUGAGAAACCAUGUACUAGCUGCAUCUUUCUCUAUGCUCUCCCUGCUGGCAAUAAUGGGAGAUACAGACAGCAAAACGGACAGCUCAUUCAUGGUGGACUCAGACCCUCGACGCUGCAUGAGGCACCACUAUGUGGAUUCUAUCAGUCACCCAUUGUACAAGUGUAGCUCAAAGAUGGUGCUCCUGGCCAGAUGUGAAGGGCACUGCAGCCAGGCAUCCCGCUCAGAGCCCCUGGUGUCCUUCAGCACGGUUCUCAAGCAACCUUUUCGUUCCUCCUGUCACUGCUGCCGGCCACAGACCUCCAAGCUGAAGGCCCUGCGACUGCGCUGCUCAGGGGGCAUGCGACUCACGGCCACCUACCGAUACAUCCUGUCCUGUCACUGUGAGGAAUGCAGCUCCUGA